AAAAUGGAAAAAUAUUAUUCUGUACUUUUAGAUAGAAUUGAAACGAUUCGUGAUCGUAAUCAAUCAACUGAAAAUAUUACAACAAUUGCGGGCGCCUUAGCAGCAAUAGGUUUUGCUACUUAUUGUAUUAAACGACUCUUUUCAAAGGAUAAAAAGACUAAAACAAAACAAGCAAAAGAAUAUGAAACUAUACCUUCUCCAAAGGGGGCCAUCUAUUAUUUAGGUCAUACUCCUCUUUUGGGUAAAAUACCGGCUCAUAGAAUUACAGAAUGGCAUAGGCAAUUAGGACCUAUCUUGCGUAUUCAAAUGGGUGUGCAGGAUUGGGUCUUUAUUAGUGAUCCUUAUAUGGCGCAUGAUCUAUUUGCUACACAAGGAACAAUAACUUCAGGUAGACCUUACUUGACCUUUGGUAAUGGCAUUGCAGGUAUUGGUGGAAGAGGAAUUGUCUUUGCUGAUUAUGGCAAGAAAUGGAAAAACGCUCGGACAGCGAUUUUGAAAAUUCUAUCACCUAAAUCAGUGGAUGGUUAUGAAAGCACAAUCGAAUGUGAGGUAGAACGCACCGUUCAACAACUGAUAGAGCAGACCAAGAUGCAUGGUUAUGUUAAUCCAAUCCCCUUUGUUCGUUGCUUAUCCAUGAACAUCAUCUUACAAGUUGGCUUUGGUAUCUCGGGCGUAUCUUCUCCUGACGAUCCAUUAUUUAAAGAACUUGUACAUAUUAUUAAAACUUCUCUCUAUUUUACGGGUGCCUUUCGUGAUAUGAGUACCUAUUUCCCAUUCUUUUCCUUCUUGGACGUUAUUUUUAGAAGAAAACAAAAAAUGAAGGCAUUCUUUUAUAAUGACUAUUUUCCCUUAUUUCAACGAUUAGUGAAAAUGGCCCGAGAAAGCGAUCAAGACAAUCUAGUAAAAAAAAUAGAUAAUAUCAAAGACGAUUUAGAAAUUGAUGACAGAAAUCUUACUGCUAUUAUGAGUGAAGUUCUCAUAGCUGGUGGUGAUACAGUAUCAGUAGCAGCCUCAUUUACCUUUGCUAUUUUAUGUCAUUAUCCAGAUAUCCAACAGAAGCUAGCAAAUGAAAUAGAUGAUUUUAUUAGAAAAUAUCAUCGUAUUCCUAGAUUUGAUGAUCGACUUGAGCUUCCCUAUUAUAUUGCAUUCCAAAAGGAAUGUUUAAGAUAUCGUCCUGCUGUUUAUUUUAGUAUCCCUCGUAAAGCAAACCAAGAUGUAAUUUACAAGCAUUUUAUUAUACCUAAAGGGACAAUCAUGGUCAGUAACAUUCACACUUUACAUAAUGAUAGUACAAUUUUUCCACACCCUGAAAAGUUUAUUCCUGAACGCUUCUUAAAUGACACAAGAACAAUGUACGCAUCUAGUAAUGGAAACAUUCAAAAUAGAGAUAUUUAUCUAUUUGGAUGGGGUAGACGUAUUUGUCCAGGCAUCUAUUUGGCUGAAAAUGAACUUUUUAAUUUAGUAACAAAAGUCAUGGCUCGUUGUAAAAUCGAACCUACCAUUUCACCUACAGGAGAGGCUAUAUAUCCAGACUUGAAUGACUUUAAAGAUGAUGGUGCUACUUUGGUUCCUAGUCCUUUUUAUAUUCAUUUUACUGAACGUGAAAAUAAAUUAGUUUUUUAAAAUGCUUUAUUUAUAAUAUUU
Molecule: messenger RNA, 1644 nt
Organism: Cokeromyces recurvatus
Lineage: Eukaryota; Fungi; Mucoromycota; Mucoromycetes; Mucorales; Mucoraceae
Product: cytochrome P450
Exons: 6
Coding region: 4-1623 (539 amino acids)
Molecular function (GO): iron ion binding; oxidoreductase activity, acting on paired donors, with incorporation or reduction of molecular oxygen; heme binding
Source: RefSeq, a predicted model, not a curated record